Haplochromis burtoni (Burton's mouthbrooder) is the source of this 1250-nucleotide messenger RNA. Its product is annotated as sterile alpha motif domain-containing protein 9-like. Gene Ontology annotation, cellular component: cytoplasm. NCBI's taxonomy places the organism in Eukaryota, Metazoa, Chordata, Actinopteri, Cichliformes, Cichlidae. The transcript has 2 exons. Bases 39 to 1226 code for a protein of 395 amino acids. The record is from RefSeq and is a predicted model, not a curated record.
CUUUUGAAGAGGAAGAACAACUUUCUAAAAAUGAACACAUGAAAGGCCAGCAAGGAGAUGGGAAUACAAAAGUCUUGCGUGCUUUAAACACCAGAGGGCAGUUUGGUUAUCUUGAGGUUUCCAGCCUGUUGUAUGACUGUCUUAUUAGACAUAAUGAACUUUGGAAGAAAGUUCUGACAAAGACUGUGUCACUGGACUCUGUCAGGGAAUAUCUUGGAGAUGAGAAACUUUUCAGGUUUAAGGACCUAAUAAACAGCCUCAGAGACAUGGUUGAGAAAAGAUUUGAAUUUUUCGACACUUUUUUCACAUAUUCAGAGUCUUUGAAACAAGAUGAUCAAUCCUACCUUUUCACAACAAUAGCAGAAUGUUACAAAAAAUAUGUCGGAGAUGCAGAACCAAAUGAUCAACUCGAAAAAGCCUUCCACAAACUUAAACAAAAACUGGCUGUCACUUCUCCGGGAGUACUUUCAUGUAUUGAAAGAUGCACUAGAUCAGACACCAAGGACAUUGCUGUAUGGUGGAAAGAAAUCUGUCAACACAAAGAUUCUACUAGACAUGCCUUUGCCAACUACGUUUUAGCCAAUAUCAUGCUGAUAAAUAUGAACGAAACUCCCUCCAGCUCCGACUACCAAAGCAUCUUUACAGAGAAAAAGCCACUAGCUCCUGAGAUGCAACCCGAAUUUCACAUGUUAGCCCUGUUUGUAUUUUGGCCUACAGAUAGCGAAGAUAAAUUGGCCUCAGACCCCCAUUACUUUAUCAAAACUUUUCAACGUUCCUAUGAACAAGAAUAUAAGUCACUCUUUCAGUCAAGGUACCUUCGGCCCCUGUUUUUUCUUGGACCGGGUCAAGGUCUUAACAGACUUGUUCACAGACGCAACCUUGAAAUCUUGUGGACUCAAGAUGCACUAAAAGCCUCAAACACAAACUGGAGGAACGACGAUAUUUUCAGAGAUCCAACAGUCCAAGACAAACUUCUCAGAGUUGAAGGGGUGGUGCGAAAUUACAGGCUGUAUGCAACACUCAGUGGCAAAGAGAUUGAAUUGGGUGUUAACCGAAAAGACAGCCUCUGGAAAUCAGGCCAUGUGUUCUUUUAUCUUGGAUUUACAAUCGGUGGUCCUGUUGCUUACAGCGUUCACAGAAGAACUGAGGGGCCACCUGAGAGAGGUCCGGAGGCUUCUGGCAAUAAAAUGGUAAGAUUGCUGUUUAUGUUUUGUGUGUCUGUGUAAAACAUAUAUAUAUAUUUAUAAAUA